Messenger RNA from Scleropages formosus (Asian bonytongue), 1138 nucleotides. RefSeq names its product coiled-coil domain-containing protein 34-like. The transcript is spliced from 5 exons. The coding region runs from base 68 to 730 and encodes 220 amino acids. The record is from RefSeq and is a predicted model, not a curated record. Lineage: Eukaryota; Metazoa; Chordata; Actinopteri; Osteoglossiformes; Osteoglossidae.
CAUUUGUAACGUAACCAUAUAUAUAAUCUGUGCUGAUUUAUCCUAUUGUGUUUUGAGCGCAAAGGAAAUGACAAUGCCAGGAGAAGCUGAAAUGAAGAAUUCAUCCUCUCCAGGAUCGAAUCUCAGCCCUUGGGAAGAGUGGGUCAUUUCCAAAGCCAGGCAAGAUCGACUCAGAAUGGAGCAAAAAGUCAGAGAGGAGGCUUCCCUGAAAGAAGCUAAGAUGCAGCAGGAGAAGGAACAAGAGCGGAGAAAGAUAACAGUGGAGAAGAAAAUAACUGAGUGGCUUCAAAUGAAGAGAGACCAGGAAAAGGUGGAAAAACAACUGAGGAUGAACAAAGCACUGGAGGAAAAGCACUAUAAAGAGCAAAAGAAGAGAGAAACUGAAGAAAAGGCACAGAAAAGAUAUAUGGAGUGGCUUCAAAAGAAGAACCAAGAAGCAAUGGAGAAGAAGCAGAAAGAAAAGGAAGAAACAGUUAGAAGAGACUUGGAAGCCAGAGAGCGGAAACAAAGGUCAGAAGAAGAGUUCAAGAAAUGGUUAAUGAGUGUGAAACAUAAACCUCGACCUGCAGCCAACACUUCCAGUUCAAGAAGAAAGAUGGCAGGUUUCUAUGACAAUGCAUAUCCAGCCCCAAGCUACUGCAAUCCCAUCCCGUGGAAGCCCAUUCACAACCCUUUGCCACACGACGUGCCGAAGAACUCAUCCAGAACAAGUCAGAGGUGUCGGAGAUGAGUCAAGCUGUUAUUUAUCACCUGUUGCAGAUGAACUAUAUCAAGAAAUGAUGAAACAACAUACUGUGGAUUGUCUUGUACUGUGAUGGGCUUCUCUGCCAACCCCAACGACUGUAGUGGACUUAUUGAGCGGCUACAUUAUUGAUAUUACUGACAGGAUGUUAACCUCAGGUAUAUAGAUGAAUUUUUGAUCUGUUGGCUUCAAGAUUGACUUUUGAAAGGUUUUUGUAUUUUUAUACUAAUAAAAGUCCAAUAAAAAUUAAAAAUGUAUCCCAACAUAGACCAGAUUUAACGGCUUUACUUGUCCAACAAAUAUAUCAGUAACGUCUGUGCAGUCCGUUUGCCAGACAUAGCUCGAUUGUCGGCAUGUGCUUUUGUUUUGUCCUAUUAGUGGUUUUUUUUUUUUUAA